CUAUUUAAAGGGUCACCCGGCACCAAGCACAGUCGAAUAAGAAUAACACAGGCGGUUCCACAUCCUCCACGGGAGAUGAUUCACCCGCUCGGCGAACGCUAGUCUGGAUAAAUUCGACCCGAAUUCCUGGCGAACAGAACCAUUUUUUUCCCGACCCUACAUCCUCUCCUUUUUCAAUCACUGAGACUACGGACAAACGAACACAAAAUGGGAAAAGAUUACUACAAAACGCUUGGCAUCAGUAAAGGAGCCACGGAAGAGGAUAUCAAGAAAGCAUACAAAAAGCAGGCGUUGAAAUGGCACCCAGACAAGAAUAAAUCUGCGGCAGCAGAGGAGAAAUUCAAGGAGAUUGCGGAGGCUUACGAAGUCCUUAGCGACCCCAAAAAAAGGGACAUCUAUGACCAGCAUGGAGAAGAAGGACUCAAGGGAGGAAGCGGUCCACCCGGUGACAGUCAAGGCAACAACUUUACAUACACCUUCCAUGGAGACCCCCACGCCACCUUUGCCACCUUCUUUGGCGGCUCCAACCCCUUUGAGAUGUUCUUUGGGCGCAAGGCGGGCAACGCGCGUGACGACGAGGACAUGGAGGUGGAUGGAAACGACCCCUUCGGCUCUUUCAGCAGCUUCAACCUCAACGGAUUCCCACGGGACGUGCACUCUGGCCAAGGCGGGCAACAUCAACAGCAGCGGUGCAAGCAGGACCCGGCCAUCGUCCACGAGCUCAGGGUCUCCCUGGAGGAGGUCUUCCAUGGCUGCACCAAGCGGAUGAAGAUCUCUCGCAAGCGUCUGAAUCCGGAUGGUAGGACCAUGCGCACGGAAGACAAGAUUCUCACCAUCGAGAUUAAACGAGGGUGGAAGGAAGGGACCAAGAUUACGUUCCCACGGGAAGGAGACGAGUCGCCCAACACCAUCCCGGCGGACAUUGUAUUUGUCAUUAAGGACAAGCCGCAUCCACACUUCCGACGUGAGGGUUCUAACAUCGUGUAUCCCGUCCGGGUCAGCUUGCGACAGUCGUUGUGUGGAUGCUCAGUGACCGUGUCCACCAUCGAUGGCAACACAUGCAACAUGAAGAUCACCGACGUGGUGAAGCCAGGCAUGAGGAAAACGGUGGCGGGCCAGGGACUGCCUUUACCUAAAAACCCAGAGCAGAGAGGAGACCUGGUGGUGGAGUUUGAUGUGAACUUUCCGGAAACGUUGCCCAGCAAUGCGAAAGAUGUCCUGAAGCGCCACCUACCCACUUAGAAUAACCUAAGGGUCACACAGACCUGGAUGAAUGUGCAAUUUCUAUUUUUGACUUUUUUUGCAGGUUUUUUUCAUAAAUACCACGCAUGCUAACACGUGGAUGGAAGACUGGACCUUUUAUGUACAUGGGCCUGCUUCCCAGCUUUCACACGCUUUCGCCAUAAAUGUCCCGUGCUAUGUGCCAAAUGACAAUCUCCCCGUUUCAUUAUUUUAUGUGUUAAAAGUUUAGUCAUCAUUGUGCUUGUGUUUUAAAAUGUUGUAAAUGUUUUGGGGGCCCUGUGUGUAUUAAACAUAAUAUUUCUUAU
Hippocampus zosterae (dwarf seahorse) is the source of this 1547-nucleotide messenger RNA. It is a transcript of the gene dnajb4, whose product is annotated as DnaJ heat shock protein family (Hsp40) member B4. Bases 208 to 1242 code for a protein of 344 amino acids. Gene Ontology annotation, molecular function: protein-folding chaperone binding. NCBI's taxonomy places the organism in Eukaryota, Metazoa, Chordata, Actinopteri, Syngnathiformes, Syngnathidae. The transcript has 3 exons. The record is from RefSeq and is a predicted model, not a curated record. Gene Ontology annotation, cellular component: cytosol.